CCACAUUAACUUUCCCACACAAAAACAGAAAGACUGAGAGAACGAUGAAGAUCCGACCAGACGUUGUACUUGUACGCCUGGGAUUUACCAUUUGUCUGUGUGGGUUUGGGCUAUUUUUGUUAAUUUUUAGCGUUGGUGUCCCAGAGGAGACAGCGCCGGAAACUAAAUUUCCGUCCAAGCAUCUCCCCAAUCGGAAUGUGAGGAUGUUAGUAUUGAAUAACACAACUAGUAGGAGCAACGUCAUAGAGACGCAACGCCAAAAUCGAGGUUUGGCGGGAAAACAUUCGACACCUGCUUUGCAUGUGGGUCAACGGGCAGUUAACGUCACUAUAGUAGACGAGCGACAGAGGGUGUUAUUAUAUUGGAUGCAAGCUGCUCGGGAUGGAACAUUUUCUAAAGAUGGUGUUACCCUGGUCCGAUUUGACAAGCAUUCUAACCUGGGGUUGCCCGUGCUGAUGAAGGACUACCCCGUGUACCGUACCCCCACGGUUGACACGGUCACCUACCUGCUUCAGUCUAAUCAGCAGUACCUGAUGGCCGCCGUCCUGACUGGUCUUAUUAAGGAAAUCAUCUGGGUCUGGCCAAAGUGGGACUACAGGGCUCACUUCGCGGAGUACUCCCUCGGUGUGAUACAGGCCGGAACUAUCACUACCAGAAAAGGAAAGAGGUUCUGUCUGUGUAUGUUUGACUCGGACAGCAGCGAGAACACGUGUUUCUACAACUCCCUGUCGGACUCCAGUAGUGGGGUGGUGCACUUGGAUUUCCAGGACUGUGACGUCAGACACACGGUCAAGUACGUGGAACUCAGAGAGGAUAUUGCCGCGAAUUAUUUCCAGAGGCGGAAGGACAAAUUCAGCAACAGUAAAUCAGAGACACUGUUGGAUGUAGAUGUGGACUUCCUCUACUUCGUGAGCGCCGGGGAAUACCUGGUCCGCGCCAACGUUAGUCAUGACGACAUAGAUGACCUCAACUCCAAUCUGUGUCGUCUGCUGUGUCCAAGCAGUGGAGAUCAGGAGACAGAGAUGGACAGAUUUAUCUCUGAAUUCAUUGACAGAGUUCAGAGUCACAAACUUAAAUACAAAUUUGUGUCUAACUUUACCGAACUGUACAAAAACGGAAUGAAUUUUUUCCAAAAAGAGAAUUUCAGAUGGCUUCCAUAUUCGUGUCCUGUUACCGCGGACCAGACAAGACUGUUUAUUUCACGGUUUGUUCGGUCCGUGGCAUCCUUACCUAUUCCACAGCUAGCAGCACUAAGGAAGACCGGCUUCUGUCUUACUCCCGGGAGACAGAGCAUCAGAGAUCUACCGGAGAAAAAAUUCACCGUCUGCACGGGCGAAGUUUUCAUGUUUAACAAUCAGGGAAAUUAUAUUGACCCCUUGGAGCAGCGAAAAAGACUGCGGAAUUUUAGGGACAUUGUGACCGAAGUUUGUAAUUUUCCAGUAAAGCUUGUGACAGUUUGCAGGUCUGUCCGAGAUGGAUCUACUGACCGAACACUAGAGACCAAGCACGAACAACUGAUUAUCGAUGUUCUUCGGAGAAGGUUGUCGAAUACGAAUGUAUUCUACGACACAACCAUGCUGGGAGGGAAAAGGGGGUUUAGGGUCACUAGCAUAUCAUAAUAACGAAUUGAGUACCAAUAUUGAGGUGCCAUGUAUUGAUGUAAUUAAACUUUAUAUUCACUGCAACAACAGUGAAAUACACGCAUACGUACUUGCAUGUCAAAAUUUAUCAUAAGGUUUGUCAACUCUUGAUUUUAGAGUUAUCUUUCCUCUCUUUUACCUCAAACCUCUUGAUUGUUUUUUUAUUUCUUUGUUUGUUUUAAUCUACUAUGUAUAUUUUUGGCUUUCAUAAAUAAAUAAAUAUAAAGAUA
Magallana angulata is the source of this 1870-nucleotide messenger RNA. RefSeq lists its product as uncharacterized. Bases 45 to 1619 code for a protein of 524 amino acids. NCBI's taxonomy places the organism in Eukaryota, Metazoa, Mollusca, Bivalvia, Ostreida, Ostreidae. The record is from RefSeq and is a predicted model, not a curated record. The transcript has 5 exons.